CACACCCCCAUGUACUUCUUCCUCCUCAACCUCUCCCUCCUCGACCUUGGCUCCAUCUCCACCACUGUCCCUAAAUCCAUAUCCAAUUCCCUGUGGGACACCAGGGCCAUUUCCUACUCAGCAUGUGCUGCCCAGACAUUUUUAUUUGUCUUUUUCAUGUCAUCUGAGUAUUCUCUUCUCACAGUCAUGGCCUACGACCGCUUUGUUGCCAUCUGCAAACCCCUGCACUAUGGCACAGUCAUGGACAGCAGAGCCUGCGUGAAAAUGGCAGCAGCUGCCUGGGCCAGUGGUUUUCUCUAUGCUCUCCUACAUACUGCUACCACCUUUUCAAUACCACUCUGCCAAGGCAACACAGUGGGCCAGUUCUUCUGUGAAAUCCCCCAGAUCCUCAAGCUCUCCUGCUCAGACGCCUACCUCAGGGAAACUGGGCUUCUUGUGGUUAGUGCCUGUUUAUUCUUUGGGUGUUUCAUUUUCAUUGUGCUGUCCUACGUGCAGAUCUUCACUGCUGUGCUGAGGAUCCCCUCUGAGCAGGGCCGGCACAAAGCCUUUUCCAUGUGCCUCCCGCACCUGGCCGUGGUCUCCCUGUUUCUCAGCACUGGCACGUUUGCCUACCUGAAGCCCCCCUCCCUCUCCUCCCCAGCUCUGGAUCUGGUGGUGGCUGUUCUGUACUCGGUGGUGCCUCCAGCAGUGAACCCCCUCAUCUACAGCAUG
Dromaius novaehollandiae (emu) is the source of this 711-nucleotide messenger RNA. RefSeq names its product olfactory receptor 14A16-like. The record is from RefSeq and is a predicted model, not a curated record. Gene Ontology annotation, molecular function: G protein-coupled receptor activity; odorant binding; olfactory receptor activity. Gene Ontology annotation, biological process: G protein-coupled receptor signaling pathway. The transcript has a single exon. Gene Ontology annotation, cellular component: membrane. Lineage: Eukaryota; Metazoa; Chordata; Aves; Casuariiformes; Dromaiidae. The annotation marks the transcript as partial.